This is a messenger RNA of Salvelinus sp. IW2-2015, 751 nucleotides long. Its product is annotated as integral membrane protein 2B. Gene Ontology annotation, cellular component: Golgi apparatus; extracellular exosome; plasma membrane. Gene Ontology annotation, molecular function: amyloid-beta binding. Gene Ontology annotation, biological process: negative regulation of amyloid precursor protein biosynthetic process. NCBI's taxonomy places the organism in Eukaryota, Metazoa, Chordata, Actinopteri, Salmoniformes, Salmonidae. The record is from RefSeq and is a predicted model, not a curated record.
AUGUUUUGUAUUUAGCAACGUCAUUGUAAUCAGACGCCACACGAAGACGUUCCUGCAGAAGCCGAUUGUUGCUUGGUCUAACAUUUAGAUUUUUAAAAAUGGUGAAAGUAACAUUUAAUUCGUCCUUUGGACAAAGGGAUUUGAAGAAGGCAUGCAAUGCCGAAGCGCUUAUUCCGGAGGAGAGGGACCUGGAGGAUGGCAUGCGGGUGCGUCGGCAGUCCAAAGUGUGGUGCUGGUGCAUGUGCCUGGGCCUGGCUCUCAUGCUGUCUGGUGUGGUGGUGGGAGGGGCCUACCUCUACAAGUCCUACAUACUGCAGGAGGACCCGGUGUAUUUCUGCGGGGUGGACUACCGUGAGCGGGACUACAUGGUUCAGGACGAGGACGAGGCGGCCCUGCCCUCUGCUCUGAGACACAUCCAGGAGAGCAUCCGUGUGCUAGAGGAGGUGGAGCUAAUCAACGUGCCCGUGCCAGAGUUCUCAGACAGCGACCCGGCCGACAUCGUCCAUGACUUCAAAAGCAGGCUGACAGCCUACCUGGACCUGAGCCUGAACAAGUGCUACGUCAUCCCCCUCAACACCUCCAUCGUCAUGCCUCCCAAGGACUUGCUGGAGCUGCUCAUCAACAUCAAGGCUGGUACCUACCUUCCCCAGUCCUACCUGGUCCACGAGCAGAUGAUGGUGACUGAGCGUCUGGAGAACGUUGACCAGCUGGGAUACUUCAUCUACAGCCUCUGCAAGGGCAGAGACACCUA